AAUCAAAUACAUGUCCCCAACGCGGGGCUGAAAUAUUGGCCACCCCGCAAAAAGACCCUUAGUUUUUAUUGGCCAAUCGGUAGGCUAGCUCUAUGAAGGUAGUUCAUGCUUGGCAUCAUCAGCCUCGCCGUCUAGAACCCCUUGUCAUCAGGGGUCCCACGCAGGAAUGAGCCCCGGGAUCCGAGCUACGGAGAACGGAGUACUUCGCGACAACCCCUGUGUCAAGGAGCUCCCGCAGCCUCGCGCUACAUGGGUUUGUCGGCGUUUCCCAUCAUGAUCGACUUAUGUUUCCAACAGCUCAAAGGCCCAUCUACUACCUAAAGCCUGCUGCUCGCUAGCCAACUUGUUGCGAUAUUGUAUCCAGGUUAGGCAAACACCCAAUAUGUUCUCGAGUCUGACAACAAAGCUCGCACUGCGGAAGGCUGGCAUCAAGAGCGACACAUUUGACUUCUCUUCAGAGGCAAAGCCACCCAAGGGCACCAAAGCUGGUCUUGAUGAGCAGGAGUCCUCAGUGGGAUGGCCCGCAUGGAUAAGCACAAAGAAGCUACCAUUGACGGCACAAGCAUGGCUUUCGCCACCACCACCCCCGAUACCAAUCGCCGAAUGCCCCAAGGUCGGGGAUCUGGCACCUCUCGACCGGGACCGGCAACUGUCAUUCGGCAAUGGAAAGCCUGUCAUUGUGGUUUUCCUCCGCUGCGUCGGCUGUGCUUUUGCCCAAAAGACCUUUCUCGCCCUUCGAACGCUCGCCAACCGUCAUCAGGGAAAGGUGACGUGUAUCGCUGUAUCCCACUCUUCUAAGGAGGCGACGCGCAAGUGGAUGGAUCUGCUGGGGGGUGCGUGGAACGUCGAGGUCGUUAUCGAUGAAGACCGCGUUAUCUACGCUGCCUGGGGCCUGGGGCUCGGUACCGUCUGGUCCAUGUUCAACCCUACGACUCAAGUGCAGGGUUGGAAGGAGAAGGGUUGGUUGGGCAUAAAGGUGGCUGAUUCCAUACAGAGGACCGGCAGUUUCAGUCCCGUGGUGCCACCUUCGCAAGCUGGCAAGGGCGCCGUCGUUGGCCCGGCAGAGUCAACUGAUGGUCCUAGUACAGUCAUGGGGAAUAAGUGGCAGCAGGCUGGUUUGUUUGCCGUUGACGGACGAGGAACUGUCUUGUUGGCUACCAAAGCACUACGGGCUGACGAUGUCAUGGAUUUGGAUGCUGCCGCUACCGCCUUAGGUCUCCGGUAAAUAAUGAUUGGCUGCACUGUACAGCAUUCUAGCACUUAUGUGAGGUAUUUUUGGUUGAUUAGCAAUGUUUUCUCGUUGAUAUUUGCGUGAGGAUUGACUUGGCUUCAUGCCGAGUCCAUCAUCUGGAUAUAUGAGUAUUUGAAUACACGCUAGAUGUAUUUACUGUGUUC
This is a messenger RNA of Pseudomassariella vexata, 1395 nucleotides long. RefSeq lists its product as uncharacterized. Lineage: Eukaryota; Fungi; Ascomycota; Sordariomycetes; Amphisphaeriales; Pseudomassariaceae. The transcript is spliced from 3 exons. The coding region runs from base 383 to 1225 and encodes 280 amino acids. The record is from RefSeq and is a predicted model, not a curated record.